Messenger RNA from Misgurnus anguillicaudatus (oriental weatherfish), 2385 nucleotides. The record is from RefSeq and is a predicted model, not a curated record. NCBI's taxonomy places the organism in Eukaryota, Metazoa, Chordata, Actinopteri, Cypriniformes, Cobitidae.
UUGGCCGUAUAGUGUUCGAGCUCUUUGCUGAUGUGGUCCCUAAAACGGCAGAGAAUUUUCGGGUUCUGUGUACUGGUGAAAAGGGGAUUGGCACCAGCACAGGCAAACCCCUGCAUUACAAGGGCUGUCCAUUUCACCGCAUCAUCAAGAAAUUUAUGAUCCAGGGUGGAGAUUUUUCUAAUCAGAAUGGAACUGGAGGAGAGAGCAUAUAUGGAGAUAAAUUUGAGGAUGAAAACUUUUACUAUAAGCAUGACAAAGAGGGGCUUCUCAGCAUGGCCAACGCCGGCCCAAACACAAAUGGCUCGCAGUUCUUUAUAACCACCGUUCCAACGCCACACCUGGAUGGGAAGCACGUGGUCUUUGGCCAAGUGCUAAAGGGAAUGGGGGUGGUGAAGAUGCUGGAGGCCAUAGAAACUAAAGAUGAUAAUCCUGUGAAGCCCUGCAUAAUUGCUGAAUGUGGAGAACACAAAGCAGGAGAUGAGUGGGGGAUCGCUCCGAACGAUGGCUCGGGAGACUUAUAUCCAGAUUUCCCCGAGGAUUCAGAUGUGGACUUUAAAGAUACGGAUAAAGUCUUGCCUGUGGCAGAGGAUAUCAAGAAUAUUGGAAAUAACUUCUUUAAAGCUCAGGAGUGGCAGUCUGCCAUUAGAAAGUAUUCAAAAGCUCUCAGGUACUUAGAACACCAUGGCAACAUUAUAGACGAUGAAAAUGAUGAUAGUGUCCAAAAGAAACUGGAGCCAACAGCCCUGAGCUGCAUUCUCAACACUGCUGCUUGCAAACUUAAACUAAAGCUCUGGCAAGAAGCGAUUGCAAGCUGUGAUGAGGCCUUGCAGCUGAACCAGACAAACACUAAAGCGCUGUUCAGAAGAGCUCAGGCCUGGCAGGGACUGAACGAAUUUAAUAAAGCCAUGAUCGAUUUGAAGAAAGCACAGGAGAUUGCACCAGGUGACAAAGCGAUUGGAAACGAAAUGCUGAAAGUGAAGCAGCAAGUGAAGGAAGAGAAGGAGAAAGAAAAGAAGAUUUACGCCAAAAUGUUUGCAUAAAAGAAACCGCCUUGACCUCGAGCCUCACUGAUCUACCUGCGUAUCUUUACUUGCUUUACACCUGGUUUAUAAACCGUUAUGCUUUCUUCUCUGUGCAGUUUGGAAAGAGAUAUUUAACAUCUGUACUGUGUGUAACAAAUGAGUUUUUGUCUGUGAGUGAUGAAACAAAACUUUCUGUGUAUUUGAAGUAAGCUGAUGUUAGGGUUACCGUGACUGCUGUGCAAAGGUUUGGUACAUUUUGAGGUGACCUUUAAGAUUGCAUCUGCUUUAUUUCAUUUUUUGGUCCCUGCAUUUGUCUUAACUGUUGUACGUUUAUGUGAGAGAAACUCUUUAAUCAAAAUUUGUUUAAUUUUUCACACUUUGUAGAGUGUAAGGUGUAAACUUGUACGACAGCAAACCAGCAGAUUAAAACCAUUCAUUUAUUUUUACCAUUUACAGUUACCAACUUUGACAAUAUAUACAAAGCUGUUUUCAGGUCCUGUAUUAACAGUAUCACGUGGGCUACAUGUUCCCUAGAAUUAAAUCCAACAUGUUAACAUUACAACAUAUUCAUUAGAUACAGACAUGGUAAAUAUAAAACACUUUCAAGAUUCAAACUUCAUCUAUUAAAAGCUGUGACUUGAUAUGAUAACACCUCAUGCUCGUAUCAAUAAAGAUACGAGGACAUUCGGUUGUGUUUAGGCACACUGGAAGCGCACUCAAGCUGUUUCGUAACGGUUCAACCCUGAAUGUUUGCUAAAGGUCCAAAGUGAUUUUGUAAUCUUUGUGAAAUGCCCCAAUAAAUGAAACGAGUAAAGAAUAGUGAAAUCACAUGCCGUUGUAAGCUGGUCCACCACCGCCCUCAGGCACAACCCAGUUGAUGUUCUGGCUGGGGUCUUUGAUAUCACAGGUUUUGCAGUGGACACAGUUUUGUGCGUUGAUCUGUAAUCUCAUACCAUCGCCUGUCUCUAGAGGAACAAACUCAUAAACUCCUGUAAGACAAAGGAGACAAAAUCAGGUAAAACCAAACAAGAGCAAAAACCAACAUUGAUGACACAGUGUUUUUAUAAAGUCAGAGAUGACUAAAGUUAAUCUAACUCGAAUUCUUAAAGCUUCCUAGAAUCCUCUCAGAGAGCUCUAAUAGUUUGCCUUAAAACAUUUUAGUAACUAGUCUUCGCUUAAGAGUGAUUCAGAAAGCAAUCUGAGUAAAGAAAAGACAAACUCUUUACCUCUGGGUGGAGGCGUUGCUAACCCUGUUGCUAGGUGUGAAACAUUAUUUCAAAAGCACUUAAUAUUUUACGUGUUGACCUUCAAAAAUAUAGGUCUAUUUUUUCAAUUUCAUUAUGAAUAAAUAUGGAUGUGUGUG